GAGGAGGCCAAAGCCCAGGAAACUGCUAAACUGCAAGAAAUGUCGCACGCAAUGCAAUUGCAAAUAGAAGAAGCUAAUGCCAUGGUUAUCAGAGAACGAGAGGCAGCUCGAGAAGCAAUUGAAGAAGCACCUCCUGUCACUAAGGAGACCCCAGUUAUAGUCCAAGAUACAGAGAAGGUGGACUCGUUGACAGCUGAAGUUGAAAGGCUGAAGGCUUCUUUACUAUCACAAACACAAGCAGCAGAAGAGGCCAAGCAAGCUUGUGCUGCUGCUCAGGCCCAAAAUGAGGAACUAACCACAAAGCUUGGUGAUGCAGAGAAGAAAGUGGAUCAACUCGAGGAUUCAGUGCAGAGUUUUAUUGUCCAGAAUUGUCCUUCUUCAGCAUGCUUCUUGAUUAAUCAGGGGCUUUGUGCAUCUCCACAAAGUGCUGGGUUCUCAUUUCUUAAUGGUCGGGUGCUUGGUGGACUGGAUGACUUGAGACAAGUUGAAGCCAAAUAUCCAGCUUUGCUUUUUAAACAGCAACUCACAGCCUUCCUUGAGAAGAUAUAUGGAAUGAUAAGAGACAAUUUAAAGAAAGAGAUUUCCCCAUUGCUUGGAUUGUGUAUUCAGAGACGUUCUCAAGCUAAUGCAGUUGCACAACAAGCGUUGAUUGCUCAUUGGCAAAGCAUUGUGAAAAGCCUGAAUUAUUACUUGAAGAUAAUGAAAGCAAACCAUGUAAGUUUCAGUCUGAAAUAUAAUGUCAAGAACUGA
Vitis vinifera (wine grape) is the source of this 750-nucleotide messenger RNA. RefSeq names its product myosin-17. The record is from RefSeq and is a predicted model, not a curated record. NCBI's taxonomy places the organism in Eukaryota, Viridiplantae, Streptophyta, Magnoliopsida, Vitales, Vitaceae.